Messenger RNA from Rotaria sp. Silwood1, 816 nucleotides. Lineage: Eukaryota; Metazoa; Rotifera; Eurotatoria; Philodinida; Philodinidae. The record is from the annotation of a GenBank genome assembly.
AUGGUUCUCGUUGAAGAUGUUACAUCAAAUUCAAGAUCAUCAACAAAUACAAAUAAUACCAAUGCAUCACCACCUAGAAAUUCAACUCAAAUACCUCCACGUCCAACUGUAUCAUCACCAUCAUUAAUAAAUGUUUUACUUGAACGUAAAACUGAUACUGUUUUAUUAUUAUCACGUUUAGCAACAAUAGUUUUUACAUUAAUCUAUAUUUUACCAUUUUUUCGUUCAAAAUCUGAAUCAAAUGUUUAUUAUACAAAAGCAUUAUUAUCAUCAGCUGUUACGUCAAUAUUACGUCUUCGACAACGUAUACCAACAUUUGAAUUUUCACGUGAUUUUUUUCUAAAUUUAAUUCGUGAAGAUAGUGCACAUUAUUUAAUGUAUUCAUUUUUAUUUUUAAGUGGUUCACCAAUGACAAUUGUUCUUAUACCAAUAACAACAUAUGCAUUAUUACAUUCAUGUUCAUUUUUAUCACAAAUUUUAACAAAUCAUCCAGCUAUAAAAUAUUAUUUUGAUCGUAUUACUGAAAAACAUGCUAAUUUAUUACGUUUUGUAGCAUUAAAUGAAAUUAUACUUAUGCCAUUAUUAAUUUUAUCAAUAUUUAUUGCACGUUCUAAUUUAUUACUUAUAUUUAUGUACUAUCGAUUUCUUACAUUACGUUAUACAUCACAUAGAAAUCCAUAUACACGUACAUUAUUUUUUGAAAUUCGUCAACGUGUUGAAUAUUUAUGUAGUCAACCAAGAUGUCCACCAAUAAUUAAGCGUAUUUGUUAUAGUACAAUUGCUUUUAUUAAUCGAUUAGCACCAGCAAUCGGUUAA